Messenger RNA from Oryzias melastigma (Indian medaka), 4726 nucleotides. It is a transcript of the gene pik3cb, whose product is annotated as phosphatidylinositol-4,5-bisphosphate 3-kinase, catalytic subunit beta. Gene Ontology annotation, biological process: phosphatidylinositol-mediated signaling; cell migration; phosphatidylinositol 3-kinase/protein kinase B signal transduction. Gene Ontology annotation, cellular component: plasma membrane; cytoplasm; phosphatidylinositol 3-kinase complex. Gene Ontology annotation, molecular function: 1-phosphatidylinositol-3-kinase activity; 1-phosphatidylinositol-4-phosphate 3-kinase activity. The record is from RefSeq and is a predicted model, not a curated record. Lineage: Eukaryota; Metazoa; Chordata; Actinopteri; Beloniformes; Adrianichthyidae.
AUUGGAGUUUUACGACAGCGGUGGUGACUGGGGGCAGCGCGCGCGCGCGGAGGGAGACGCAGCAACGGCGGUUCACCUCCCGAAGCAAACAGGAAGCGUCCCGCGCCGGUGCUCGUUCACCUGCGAGCCGUGUCCUGCCGGAGAGCUGUUGAGCAGCGAGUCAUUCCCGAGACGGACACCUCCGACACCAACGAGCGGCUCCACCAUGAAGACGCCGCAGAAAUAACUUUUUGAAGGCGUCUCGUUUCACCGGCACGUACUGUCUGUAGCGACCUGACAACACAGAGAAAGAUGCAGUGUCCCAGAUGCUUUUUACUCGGCCCUUGUCAGGAGCAGAGGAACUGGAAAUAAGAAGCUCUGGGAAACAGCAGGUCCUUAUGGUUGAGUUGGUGUUUCGUACACUCCGCCAUGCCUCCUGCCAUGACCGACCUUGUGGACAUAUGGGGAGCCCACUCGCCACUGGAUGGACAGGCACCAGUCCAUGUCACCAUGGACUUCCUGCUGCCCACUGGCAUCUACAUCCAAAUGGAGGUUCCACGAGAGGCCACAAUACAACAUAUCAAACUACUCUUGUGGAAGCAGGCCAAGUCAUACCCUCUGUCUUCAUUCCUCGGCGAAAUGGAGAGCCACAUGUUCGAGUGCGUCAACCAGGCGGCUGUACAUGAAGAGCUGGAGGACGAAACCCGCCGCCUAUGUGAUGUUCGGCCUUUUCUGCCAGUCUUCAGGCUGGUGACUCGCAACUGUGGACGAGCGGAGCGUCUGCUGGAUUCCAAAAUUGGAGUAAUCAUUGGGAAGGGCCUCCACGAACUAGAUGGCAUCAAUGACCAGGAAGUGAAAGACUUUCGCAGUAAAAUGCAGCGUCUGAGUGAGGAGAGGAUGCAGCGUGUGCAGAUGAUGUCAUUCUCCGAGUGGCUGCAGGCCUGUUUCUCCCCACAACUGGAGCCCGCUGCCGGGACCGCCAUCACAGACGGAGCCAACGACUGGCCUGCAGACCUGAAAGUUAUUAUUCACUUUGACCAGUCCCAGGAUUCCACGAGUCUGAAGGUCCUGUCAUCUUGCUCUCCAUUUGUGUUGAUUGAGAUCGCCUUGAGAAAGUGGCAGACCACCCAUGCACCUGAAGAAGAAACCAAGAAGGACCAGUACAUUCUGAGGGUCAGCCAGUGCCUGGAGUUUCUUUAUGGAGACCACCCCUUAAUUCAGUAUAAGUACAUCCGCUCAUGCCUCCAAACCAAAGAGUCCCCCCAUCUCACCCUGGUCCACAUCAACACGGUGAAGGCCAUGUUCGACAAGGAGAGCAGUGCCAUUGGGGCCGUGGUCAGUCGCAAGUCCUCCAACCCUCCUCUACCUUUACCUCCCAAGAAAAGAGCUCCCACGCAGCAAGUGCAGACGUGUGUGUGGGACGUGUCGAGCCCAUUCAAGGUAGUCCUCGUAAAAGGCAGCACAGUGAAUGCAGAUGAGAAUGCCAAGGUGCAGGUGAGGGCAGGUCUCUUUCAUGGAACAGAACUGCUCUGUAAGCCGGCGGUGAGCAACGAGAGCAGCGGACGCUCCAAUCACUCUUUGGAGAACAACACGCUGGAGUUUGAGAUCUCUGUCUGUGACCUCCCCCGCAUGACUCGCCUCUGCUUUGCUAUUUAUGCCAUCAUGGAGAAGGUCAAAAAGAAAUCCUACAAAAACCCGCACAUCAACAAAUACCAGACCAUCCGCAAGGCAGGGAAAGUGCACUACCCCAUAGCUUGGGUCAACACUAUGGUGUUUGACUACAAAGGACAGCUGAAGACCGGAGACAUGAUCCUGCAUUGCUGGUCUUCCUUUCCUGAUGAACUUGAAGAGAUGCUGAACCCAAUAGGAACUGUCCGCACCAACCCGUACCCCGAGAAUGCCACCGCGCUGCACAUCCACUUCCCAGAGUAUUCCUCUCAUCCCAUCAUCUUUCCUCCUUUUGACAAGAUACUGGAAAAAGCAGCAGAGAUUGCUGGAUCAAGUGACAGCACACCCAUAGGUCGUGGGGGUAAGAAGUUCCACAUCGAGCUGAAGGAGAUCAUGGAGCGCGACCCACUCUCUCAGCUGUGUGAAAACGAGAAGGAUUUAAUCUGGACACUACGCUACGACUGUCGGGAGAAUUUCCCACAGUCUCUUCCAAAGCUGCUGCUCUCAGUGAAGUGGAGCAAACACGAGGACAUGGCCCAGCUGCAGGCACUUCUUCAGAUUUGGCCCAAGCUGAGUCCCAGAGAUGCUCUGGAGCUGCUCGACUUCAACUACCCCGAUCAGUAUGUCAGAGAAUAUGCUGUGAGCUGUCUGCGGGAUAUGAGUGAUGAGGAACUGUUGCAGUACCUGCUGCAGUUGGUGCAAGUGUUGCGUUAUGAGCCAUACUACGACUGCGCCCUUACCCAUUUCCUGCUUGAACGCGCCCAAAGGAAUCGCAAAAUAGGACAUUUUCUCUUUUGGCACUUGAGGUCAGAGAUCCACAUGCCCGCCGUUUCCAUCCAGUUCGCCCUCAUCCUAGAAGCAUAUUGUAGAGGCAGCAUUCCUCAUAUUGAGGUUCUAAAGAAACAGGUGGAGGCUUUGAGUAAACUAAAGUCUGUCAAUGAGCUCAUUAAGCUGGGAACUAUUAAGAACACUCGUAGUAAAACCAAGGAGGCCAUGCUGACCAAGGAGGCCAUGAUAACGUGUUUAAAACAGAGCGGCUACUCGGAGGCUCUGUCGGACCUGCACUCCCCCCUGAACCCCAACGUCCUGCUGUCAGACAUUAACGUGGAAAAGUGUCGAUACAUGGACUCCAAGAUGAAGCCCCUUUGGAUUGUUUACAACAACAAGCUGAUGAGCAGUGACACUCUGGGAAUCAUCUUCAAAAACGGAGACGAUCUGAGACAAGACAUGCUGACCCUGCAGAUUUUGAGGUUAAUGGAUCUUCUGUGGAAGGAGGCCAACCUGGACCUCAGAGUUGUACCCUAUGGUUGCCUAGCAACAGGGGAUCGGGCUGGGCUGAUCGAGGUGGUCUCGUCAGCAGACACGAUUGCAAACAUUCAGCUGACCAGCAGCAAUGUGGCUGCAGCUGCAGCAUUCAACAAGGACGCUCUGCUUAACUGGCUCAAAGAGAGGAAUUCUGGAGAUGCUCUGGAUCGAGCCAUCGAGGAGUUCACUCUGUCGUGUGCAGGCUACUGUGUAGCUACUUACGUCCUGGGCAUCGGAGACCGCCACAGUGACAACAUCAUGGUCCGCAGCACUGGACAGCUGUUCCACAUCGACUUUGGUCACAUUCUGGGAAAUUUCAAGUCCAAAUUUGGGAUCAAGAGGGAGCGCGUACCGUUUAUCCUCACGCACGACUUCAUCCACGUCAUCCAGCAGGGCAAGACCGGAUACACCGAAAAAUUUGGCAGUUUCCGACAAUACUGUGAAGAGGCUUAUCUGGUCCUGAGGAAGAAUGGCAACCUCUUCAUCACUCUCUUUGCCCUCAUGCUGACUGCUGGACUACCUGAGCUCACCUCAGUCAAAGACAUACAAUACUUAAAGGACUCUCUAGCUUUGGGAAAGUCUGAUGAAGAAGCCCUCAAGCAGUUCCGGCAAAAGUUUGACGAGGCCUUGAGGGAGAGCUGGACGACGAAGGUGAACUGGAUGGCCCACAACGUAGCCAAAGACAACCGUUCCUAGGGGCCUAGAAGAGAGACACUUUCAGGGAGUCUGUGGAAGAUCGGACAAGAAGACGGGGCGACGGAUACCCUGUGCAAAGAAGGGAAUCGAGCUGAAGUCUGGAAUGUUUUUAUUUGCAGAUUCACCCCCACAUGCUGUACAGUGCAGACUGUCCCACCGCUUUCUCGCAGCAUCCACACGCAUGGUCCUCUCUGUGGAAGCGCUGCCUGUGCUGCCUCGCACGUUUGGUCAGCCGCAGCAGCAGCUGAUGGACACAGCCCAAAGAAGGGACCUGAGGAGGCACUGUGCCUACACUAACCACACAGAGCGGGCUGGCCCCAGCUUCACCGCUGUGGUGGAGCGGGUCGCUGCAGCCCGCUGAUGGGGAAGUCCAGAGACUGGUCCUAAAAAACUGCACGGUUACUUCCUCUGUCCUCAUGUGCCUCCAAACUGCUGGAAGGUAACAUCGUUCUGAGGGGUUUUUUUUGCUCGGGGGGGGGGGCAAUGAGAGAAGAUGCUCUGAGCCUUUCGGUCCACCGUUUGGAUCAAAGUUCACCUUUUGAACACUGGAAUGUUUUAGUGACCUGCAGUAACUUAUAAAGUCUUUUAAUAAUCUAAAAAACUUGAGCUUUUUUUAUAUGUAUAAUUUUUUUUAAGAUUGUGAAAUCAAAGGCAUGGUUGUCACUACCCCUUAUUCACUCUGAGGGCCGUUCAGCCCCUCCAAACAACUCACUGCAGCUAAGGCUUUUAACAGGAAACACAUCUUCAAUAACGUCUUCAUAUCAACCAAAACUGAAUGUGUGUACAUGUCCUGCUCUAUGUAGAGUCUAUAGAAGCAGAUGUGGGCGGGGCCUGAGGGCAGUAUUUAUCUAGACGCAGAGCUGCUUCUGUCGGCGUGCUGCAUCUGUGUUUGAUUCUGUGCAAUAUCCCAGUAUUUGAUCCAUUAUCCUGUCGUGAUGCGCCUGUAAUCGUUCUGCUGGUUCCGCUGCCCUCUGAACUCCCAGACACUGGAUAUUGUCAAAUGUAAAGGCUUUUAUUGUUUUGCUGGCUUUAUUGUUUUCAUAGGAGUUUUAUUAAAGUUAUUUUCCACCUCUCUGCA